This is a messenger RNA of Suillus bovinus, 489 nucleotides long. RefSeq lists its product as uncharacterized. Lineage: Eukaryota; Fungi; Basidiomycota; Agaricomycetes; Boletales; Suillaceae. The coding region runs from base 1 to 489 and encodes 162 amino acids. The record is from RefSeq and is a predicted model, not a curated record. The transcript is spliced from 4 exons.
AUGGCAGUGGCGAAUAAUGUGUCAGACGGUCAGCUGUUUGCAAAGCAUGCCGAACUUGAAUCGAAAAAGGCCCUCCAUUUUAGCUUCCACAUUCGACGUCUACGGAUACAGGCAUCCACCGCGCGCAUAUUACAUAUCGAUCACAGUCGGGCAAUCUACUACUUUAAACAUGAACAAUCAAAUAUUCCAUUUCUCCGUUUCAUUGAACAGGAAGGGGACGUGCCCACAUCGGCUCUGGUUUGGCACGGCGUGGAGCACGGGCAGACGUUGAAUGUGGAAUUUGUUCCGCGUCUGAGAGGUUAUAUUAAUGCUUGCACCUACCGGCAGAAUGGCUUGAUCAAGGGCCCAAUUCACAGUAGCUGUCUUUUCGACCAAGACCUCAGUACUCUCGAUAAACAUACCACGUGGGUCGUCACAUACGAUGAGACCGCCAGAAGUUUUAGGAUCGAUGAGGAGAUAACGAGCGAGGUUCAACAUUGCUUUUCAUGA